AUUAACUUUUAAAACAAUGCAGAACACGAAUAUAUGAAUAUUGGCCCCUUCCCCAAUUAUCGAGUUUGCUACGCCACUGUAGGCCAUUACCAUGCACUGCAUCCAGUGGAAAAUUCCCAUUUCUACCAGAAACUAGCUGGUCUACCCUUGAUUCUAAAUGUCCUAACUGUCAAUUCCUAUAGGUUUAAAUUGUCAUUCCUGGACAAUUUUUUUGGAAAGCUGGUGUUUUCAAUGGCCAUUGUUAGCAGUGUGGUGACACAGUUAUGUACCAUGCAAUACCUACAAGACAACAAUGAUAUUACCACCUGGUGCAACGAAUUCCAGUGUGUCGUUUCAAUUUCCUUCAUCACGUUUGGCUGCUAUUUUUUAUUUAAGCCAUCUCAAAAUAACAACAUUGGCUCGCACGACAGAGGGAUGGGACUUGUUGUGAGCAUCAUUACCAUAUCAGUUGUUGGUCUUGAAAUUGUGCUAAUCGUCAUGGUAUUCUUGCGUAAAAACCUCAGCAUUAGUUUUGUUAUAUAUCUAGGUGGUUUUGCAUACGAAAAGAUCAUUCAAGUUGUGCUAUACAUUCUCAUCCGUAGAUGCAAGCCUGAUCCCUGCUACAGAAGAGGAGCAGUGUUUUAUUUUAAAUUUUUAUCAUUUUUAAACUUUACUUUCUGGCUAAACAGCAUUUCGUUUUCAGAUGUACCCAUAUACGAUGAACUGUCACAUGAUCAUAUUCUACAAUAUGUCGACCAAACAUUUAAGGCGUUAAUUAUCGAUUACAGACUGUUGUGUGCUUUCCUGUUCUUGGAGCAUGCAUUUAAAAUUCAGGAAACAAUUGAUGACGAUGAACAUGAACAUGUUAACAAUGAAGUCGACAGUGGAUUUCAAAUGCCAAGGAAACGUUACUUGUACACAGCUAUUGGUCUCAGCAUUGGACUGUUCUUUUUGAUACUGGAGGUCAUAAAUGCUGCUCAAUUCUGGAACAAAUGUUUCCCUAACUUUGUUAAUAUUUUCCCAAUUGUAGUUGAUAUAUGUCUUGUUGUUUUGGGAUACUUGUUACUACGAAAUGUUAAAAUUUCUGUUUUACAUGAUGAAAAAGUUGAUUAUGUCUUGCUUAUGGUUACAUCAAUGGGCGCUGCAAGUAUUGUAUACUUGUUUUGUUUUGGUUUAUUGUCGUUAUCUUCAUUCGAAUAUGAUCAGUCUGUUUCGUAUGUGAGAUGGUCAGCAUGUGUAUAUUUUGCAAGGGCAUUUAGCUUGCUGGUCUUGUUGGUUGUGUAUGCAGGAAUCCCUGUAAGUACUUUUGAAUCGCGACAGAACCAUAAUACCAAAAACUAUCUUUUUGUCUCUGCUCUUUGUUGUGGGAUGUUUGCAAGAUUUAUUGGGAGUAUCCUAAAUGAAUUUAAAGGUACAAUGCAUGAAACAGCAGUGGAACAUCUUGAUUCAAAGAAGUUUCGGACUCUGCGAGAUUUGUUUGAUAUCGGGCCAUUAUUCCAGCUUGCAACCUCUUUGCAUUUGGCACUUCAUUUCCUGCUAAUGUCUUUGCGCCUUCGUGAGCGACCUAACAAACCACGAUUAACCGUGAACAAACAAGCUCGUGUAGAUGGGCAUGGUGAACCUAUUAGAGGUGAUUAUGUUGAACCUAUUAAAGUUAAUUAUGGUACACUGUCAGCAAAUGGUGUUGCCAGGCAACCGGAUGGUGAUGUUGAUGUACAUUUUAGAUCAUCUGGUGUGCAAAUAUUUGAACGUGAUGAUGAUGAACGUACAAGAUUGUUACCGCCAUAUCAACGAUGUUAAUUCUGUGAACUGUGUUUAUGACUUAAGAUGUUGCAAACAUUGUUUUAAAUACAGCAUCACGAAGGCAAGAGACGUAAUGUUGUAAGAAACAGGAUUAUAACAACUGUAUAUAUUGUUUAUAUUUUGUUGAUUUCUGCCUAUCUGUUGACGUUUGUGUCUGUUGAUUGACGUAUGUAUGCAGUAUAUAAUAUACCGCUAAACUAAUUCAACUUUGAAAUGUCAUUCUGGAUGUUUAUCGAAGUACAAAUCAUCCCGGUUAUCCAGAGCAUCCCAGCUUCAUAACAGCCCCUAAAGCCGGUUUUCCAUCCGCGCGCAAAAUUCCGUCUAAUGGAAAACCGGAUAACGGGCUAGCUCGACUAGUAUUCGGGGAGUGUAGCUAGCUAUCAUCUAAACCUGGAGUAAAUGGUUAUCAACUCCAAAAAUAGUCUAAAAAUAAGAUUAAAAUAGCUGUUGAGCCAAAUUCAAAAGCUACAAUUGGGGCAGGAUUUCCCUGAGUAAUUAUACAUCAGUUGGAGUUUGGUUUCAAUUAUCCAUUCUCGUCCCCAGGCUACUACUUUUGAUUCGCAACAGACAUGCUUCUAUCCUUAAGCAAGGAACAUAUAGUAUACCCAUGCAUGUAAUACUUAGAAGAGGAAAAAUGAACUGAGCAUUUUUGAUAGUUAUAGAUAAAUAGUUUUUUUUUAGCAUAAUUAUUCAGCAUUAUUUGUUGUAUUUUUUUGUUGUACUAGAUAGUAUAAAUCUUUUUAAUUAAUGACAAAUGUAUGAUAACAUAAUUCAGCUUGCUUUUGCGGCUACAAAGUUUCCUUAAUAAAGCAUACAAUAGAUUAGGGCAUGAUUUCUUUAAAAAUGUUCUGUAAAUAAACCAAUUGAAAUUAAAAACGUGCUGGUUAAGCAAUCAAUGUAAGCAAUCCAAUUAAGCAAUCCAAAAUAAACCAAUAUCCU
Paramuricea clavata is the source of this 2721-nucleotide messenger RNA. The record is from the annotation of a GenBank genome assembly. NCBI's taxonomy places the organism in Eukaryota, Metazoa, Cnidaria, Anthozoa, Malacalcyonacea, Plexauridae.